CAGCCAGUCAAACGUCCGGCUGUCCUCCCAUGGAUCUUCCGCCGCUCCUAGCCCAUCGAUCGAGACUAUAAAUAAAUGGCCGGAUCGGAGCGCCAUCGGCAGUAAUGCCAUAUAUAUGCAACCGUUCGUCGACGAACAAGAAGGGCGCACCCCGACCACCGAAAGGCCCGGCUGUCAAGGCCAUGACGACGUCCUCGUCUUGGCUCUCCCUUCCUAUUCAGCUCCUGCGCUACGCGCCGUCGUCAUCGUCGUCCAACCGCCUCGGGCUGGGCUCGGUGCACCGACCUUCGCCUCACUGCGCCCGCAUGCACAUGCAGCCGGCGAAAGGCCUGAAACCCGUCACGGCCACAGGGCGCGGCGACGGCGGCGGCGUCGACGCGGCGAGUCCUUUGCGUCUUCUGGCAGACGAGGUUGCGCCCGAGCUGCACGCAGCGGCGAAGCGGAUGGUAGGCGGCGGUGCUCUUCACUCACCCAAGGGACGCCCCGGCUCGCCAACGGAAGGCAGCGGCGGUGGUAAGAUCCGCACUACGCAUGCUGCCGCACCGACGACCACGUUUGCCAGAGCGCGAGGCCCGACACCGCCUGGUCUGCCCGCGGAAGGAUCCGGCGGCAAUGGCGGGACCAAACAUUAGGAUCGACAUUAAGCCAAGGAAUUGGUUGAGUGGAGAUUGUCGGACUACGCUAUUACCGGCUGCACAACUAGUUUAUUUCUCUUACCUAUCUAUAUAGGAACAGCUCAGACUCAAGUCGAAUCUGAAGGCCCUUUUGGGAACGCAACAUUUUCUUAGUCUCGAGGUAUAAUGUUGUGGUAUUUAAACAAACUACUAGUAUAAUGCACGUAGUUGCGACGGCACAUAACCAUAUGAAUAUAUGACUGAUAUUAACUUACAUUUUAGUCAAAAAGGCCAAAAAAGUAUAGGUUCAAAAGGAGCCUGGCCUUUUUUUUUUU
Molecule: messenger RNA, 949 nt
Organism: Zea mays
Lineage: Eukaryota; Viridiplantae; Streptophyta; Magnoliopsida; Poales; Poaceae
Exons: 1
Coding region: 105-632 (175 amino acids)
Source: RefSeq, a predicted model, not a curated record